CGGCACCGAAAGCUCGUGUUCGUCCGAUGAACAGAACUUGACUCUUUCUUUCUAUAAGACCACGUUCCAAAACUACUUCUCUCCCUCACACCUACUGCCAGCACACACACUGGGUCAGAUUGAAACGCGUCUGAUUCAAUACGGCGUCCGGAAAAGUCAAACUGUCUAAACUCAAGGCCAAAGAUCAAAACGCUGGGCCGAUGAAUAAACCGGAUGUACAGUCUUGGCUGUCGUCGGCUGGAAAAUCUGACGAUGAUGGCUCUGGUUCAUCAGCCUCUUUGUGGCAAAGGGAUCAAGUCAUGAAAGACUGGUCAUUUUCAAUGAUCGCAGCGCAAAAAGUUUUGAUGGAUAGUAAGACCAGCAUAAGGCUCUCUUUUCUCCGCGACGAGUUGUCUACUUUGGCUAAACAUGGAGAUCUGACACUAUCGCAGGUCAUGGAUAUAUUCAGGCUCUUAACUUUGACAUAUCCGAGAUACUCUGACAGUCCUUCAAGAGAAGCGGUCGAGGAGGUUGGAAUGGUGUUAGUAAAAAGGGACGAAUUGCGUGGCACAGAGGACGGUCCACCUGAUGAGCUGAAAAUGGGGGUUGCAGAGCAGGUUGUAGGAUGGAUAUCGAAUGAAGUGUCGCAUUUCGCUAAGCGUGGAUCAUCGAGCUCAUACGCGCCUUCUAAUUUGUUUGUCUUGCUCGGCUGGUGUUCUGGGCUAUAUACCGUAUGCCUAGAGUCUAAUCCCAAAUUCAUCGAAACCCUAUCCUGGAAGUCACUCGUUGGAUCGAUGGCCAUACUACUGGAUAUGGUGUACGACUCAAACCGUGCCAAACCGUCUCUGAAAAAGGGUGCACUUGUCCGCGUUCGACGUGCCUUACGCUCAGCUGGUGAUAAAAUCCCAACUCUCAUAUCUACACUGUUGGCUCAUAUCAAGGACAGUCAAACCCCCUUGCGGUUUAUGCAACUUAUCGGCGUUGCUGUGAGUGUUCUCGUCCGCCUGAAGAAUGUGGAAGAAGGACCAGCUGAGAGGCUUCCUUCAUGGCUGAAAUCUCAAAUAAUCACGCUGUACAUUGGAUCUGUAUUAAUGACAAGGUCGCCGGUACCAGAGCAUCUACUAACGUCUAUCGAGGAUUUUAUUCAAUAUUUCGUCACCGACGAAGAGCUUACUACAUCGAUACUGCCGACUGCCGACAAGGCAGUCCUUCGUUCUCCGGAAUACUCCCUAGAUGUGCUGUCGAAAUUUUUCAGAACAUAUUCUCACUCACUAUCUACUGACUCUUUCAAACGUAUCCUCAUCUACUCGAUCAAUAGCGCCAAGUCCAGCAAUCCUAAUAUCCGUACAUCUUCAGUCUCGCUCUUUCGAUCUCUCGUAUCUACAAAUACCAAAAGCCCCAAUUGUGAUUCAGAUUUUUCCCUCGCUGUUUCUGAAUUACUCGCGCUCCCAACGACCAGCAAAACCGCUGGACCUGAUCACCGUGUUGCUCUGUACUCGAUGCUUGCAUCGUUGCCUCCUUCAUCAGCAAUAUCCGAAACUCUAGUUCAGACCGCCGUACCUCUCCUUGCGAAAGAGACUCACGAAGGUGCAGUGAUGAUCCUGGCUGAUGCACUUCCAUCCCACGUCAACUUUUUACUGUCCAAUAACAAACCUCUCACACCCGAAGUGACGGGGCUCAUUUCAAAAGAAAUGGGAGGUAUCAAACCAUCCAUCCGGCACGCGUUUUGCCUGAUGGCAGGGAGCGCUUUAUGGAGGACUGGAACCAAAACGACUGACACCGAUGCCAUGUUGGAGUUUACCAAAGCUAUUAUGCCAGCGUUAAACACCACGUUGAAAAAUGUUGCCGCUAAUCCUCUAAAUGCCUCCGGAGGCGUUUUGGAGGCCUACAUUGCAAUUGCUUUGUUAUUAGGUCCACUCGCAAAGUCGGGGGAAUUCGAUGAUUUCGUGGCAAAAAAUCCGGUGCUGCAUGGCAUUUCGACUGUGGGCGUAAAACCGUCGUUCUUGUUAUGGGAUAAGGUGUAUCAAAAGGCAACGGAUGUUAAUGACGAGAAGUGGCUUUUGAGAGCUUGUGAGGCAGCUGUAGUUUAUUUCAAUGCCGAGAUCUCGAAGAGUGAGGCUUUGAGGACUCAAUUUGGAUCGGUGUUCUUACACCUUGCACUUGACGGUGUUUCACGCUCAAUACGACGAGAUGUUUAUAACUCCCUAGAAGCCAUAGUCAUGCACUAUCCCAAUUUGGCUCACAGUAUCAUCCGGGAUGCCAUUACUGCGUUCUUAUCGCGUGGAGCACCAAGCUCGAUAACUGGGGAUAAACCUUGGAACAAGCAUUCUCAUCUUUCUGGGUUGCUCUUGAGUACUGUAGCAUCUGGACAGGAACUUGAUUUAGCUGUGAGGGAGAAUGCAGUAGUGGAUUACGUAAUCAUAGCAAAUCAUGUGCUCGUUUGUGGGUCAUCACACCAAACGUGGAUUGACUUGUGUCAAAAGGCAGAUAUAGAUCCUAGAGAGGUGAUUGGGAAACAUUUAGCCAGGCUCCUCAAGCUCGUUCUGGAUGCCUCUCUCUCUGAUACAAAGUCAGGUUUUCCUGAAGCUUGUUACCGGACUGUGUCAACCCUUGCGUUUGUUUCACCUGGUGAUAUACUUCCCAAAAUCCUUGAGCAGUUGAGACAAGAUAUCAACCUGGAUGUCCUGAGCUCUUUGACCGAAGAUGAGUUUGGGAUCUGGGCGACACCAGAGGGAACAGCAUUCGAAGAUGUACGAGACAAAAAAGGCAAAGACAGUGAGAUCAACAAAUGGGAGGACGAGCUGCGCAAGUCUCUUGCAGACAAAAAGGCAAAGGCAGCAAAAACCUCUACGUUGACCAACCAAAUUCGCGCAAAAGUGAAUGAUGUGCAUUUCAAGUUAAUACGCGGGUUGUAUCUAGUGAGAAGCCUGAUGGAGACGUCUGUGGAUGAGUUCCGCAUGUAUGUAUCUCCAAUUUCGACGCUCCUGCUGGACGGUGCGCUUGCUAAGGGAUAUUUGCUUGUGGGCGAACUGGCGUUUGAAACGUAUUUGCGCCUUGCUCAAUGUUGCUCCGAGAGAUUGGAUACAUUUCGCAAGUGGAUCGGAAUAGCGACCUUGCGAUGCUUGAGAGAGAACGUCGUGCCCGAAGACCUCAAAGCGGAGCCAUUGAGUCAGCUAAUUGUCCUUCGGGUUUUACAUCAUGUUCGGUUUCUCUCGGAACAUGUCCCGUUUGAUUCUGCCACGUUCUCCUACAUAUUUCCGCUUUUUAAUCAUGUCGCUUUGGAAGGAGGUGUAGUUACUGAAGAGCUCGAAGAGAAGCUGGAACAAGUCUCCUUGACCCAGGAUAUUAUCAAGUUCACUGUGGUGAAUGUGAGAAAACUGGAACUUCGCUGCGUUUCAGAUAUGGCGUUUCCUCGCAAGCAGACCCUUCAACUCUUGAUUCACAUCAUUCGCCUUCAACCUAAGCUUAGUAAAGAAGCAUCUUCGUCUCUAGUUGAUCUUGGAGAAUCUAUUCACGGUUCAGCACUGAAGGAAGAGAUUGAAACUCUCGUGCGUGGAACACUCUCUCAAGAGGUUUACGUCCGCAAUUCUUGUUUGCAAGCUCUCCAACCAUUCGAUUUGACCGACCUCGAUUGGUCUGCGGAGCUUUGGAUCGCUUGCCAAGAUGAAGAUGAAAAAAAUGCACGUCUCGCUCGUCACAUCUGGGAGGACAACGGCCUGGAUGUACCGCAAUCGUUCAUGACGCAAUUACUGAACUACUUGGGGCACGAUAAUGUGUACGUUCGAUCAAGCGCCGCCGCCGCUAUAUCAGAAGCUGUAGAACUUUGGCCUCAAACUAUCGUCGAAAUUAUGACCAUUCUCAAAGACUACUAUCGCGAUAAAGCCAGGAUAUUAGCGCCAGAAUAUGAUCAAUAUGGUAUGGUUAUCGCGCAAAGUCUUGAGCAGUCGGAUCCUUGGCAAGCUCGGGUGGCCGUUUCGCGCGCGUUCCAGCUGCUUUCCCCGCUCCUUAUCGAGACUGAAGUUGUGCCGUUCUUCCUCUUUCUGAUCCAGGAUGAAGCACUUGGAGACCGUACUCCAGAGGUACGGAGAAGCAUGCUGACUGCUGGGACAAUCACAGUUGACCUCCAUAGACACUCUUGUAUUGCUCCUCUCAUUGCCAUGUUCGAAGAGCAUCUUAGCACACCUAGCUCUGUGACUGAAACAGGUGAUCAUAUUAAGGAAGCGGUGGUCAUACUUUUCGGACGUGUUGCUCGCCACUUGGAUGCCUCUGAUACUCGUAUUCCCAAUAUUGUGGAACGACUCGUUGAAGCUCUCAAAACGCCAUCAGAGCAAGUCCAGAUCGCUGUCUCUGAAUGCUCUCCCACUGUACCUGCCUUGGUUGACAGCCUCCUAGAGGAUCUCUUCAAUGCUCCCAAAUAUGCCAGCCGACGUGGCGCUGCAUAUGGUCUUGCUGGCGUAAUCAAGGGCACUGGUAUCGGUGGAAUGAAGGAGUUUUCAAUUGUCACUAAACUUCGCGCUGCCAGCGAGGACAAGAAGCGUUAUGAGUCCCGACAAGGAGUCCUAUUUGCGAUUGAAACGCUAUCAAACACUCUUGCACGUCUAUUCGAGCCCUAUAUUGAAUUCAUUCUACCCAUUCUGCUAACACUAUUCGGAGAUGCAUCAGCGGACGUACGCGAAGCUACUCAAGAUGCAUCUCGCAUAAUCAUGGGGAACAUGUCCGGUUAUGGGGUCAAGCUUAUCCUUCCUUCACUACUUUCUGGAUUGGACGAAAAACAGUGGCGGUCAAAGAAGGGGUCUAUCGAACUGCUGGGUAUGAUGGCGUAUUGUUCACCACGCCAGCUUUCACUCUCGCUUCCUAUCGUGAUUCCACGAUUGACUGAGGUCUUGACGGAUUCGCAUGCACAAGUUCGAGCUGCAGCCAACAAGAGCUUGAAACAGUUUGGAGAAGUUAUCAGCAAUCCUGAAAUUCAAGGCCUCGUUCCUGUCCUGCUCAAAGCUCUUGUUGAUCCUGCGAAGACUCCCAAUGCACUUGCCGGGCUGUUGAAAACUUCGUUCAUGCACUACAUUGACCACUCGUCACUGGCUUUGGUUGUCCCUAUCAUCGAGAGGGGUCUCCGAGAACGCGGCGCCGAUACGAAGAAAAAAGCAGCCCAAAUUGUUGGUAAUCUGGCCUCUCUUACAGACACGAAAGACUUUGUACCAUACCUUUCGCAACUUCUGCCUCUUGUGCACGUGGUGUUGGUCGAUCCAGUUCCGGAGGCCCGGGCGACGGCAGCAAAGGCUCUGGGAACCUUGGUAGAACGUAUGGGUGAAGUUCACUUCCCUGACCUUGUCCCAGGCCUACUGCGGACUCUCAAAAUGGACACCUCUGGCGUGGACAGACAAGGGGCAGCUCAAGGUCUUAGUGAAGUCCUUUCAGGACUGGGAAUGGAGCGUCUAGAAGGUCUUCUUCCAGACAUUAUUGCCAAUGCACAAUCUCCUCGCGCGACCGUUCGGGAAGGUUUCAUGUCUCUUCUGGUCUACCUACCUGCUACGUUCGGUUCCCGCUUUCAACCCCAUCUUCCUAAAAUCAUUGGACCGAUUCUCAGCGGACUUUCAGAUUCAGAAGAAUACGUUCGAGAAGCGGCUAUGCGCGCUGGACGGAUGGUCAUUACCAACUAUUCUAGCAAAGCCAUUGACCUUCUACUUCCGGAAUUGGAGCGCGGCAUGUUUGAUGCUGGGUGGCGUAUACUUGGAGAGUUGCUGUUCAAAGUUUCAGGUAUAUCCGGAAAGCCCUCUGAUAUUGAUGAAGAGGACGACACUGCUGCUGAAGUUGGCGGGGCAGAUGCUUCAAGGCGUGCUCUUGUUGAAGUUCUUGGUGUUGAGCGCCGUGAUAGAUUACUUGCUGCCCUGUAUCUUGUCAGACAAGAUGGCGUUGUGGUCGUACGCCAAGCAUCAAUUCAAAUCUGGAAAGCUUUGGUGCACAACACUCCUCGAACUGUCAGGGAAAUUCUACCUGAGCUCAUCAACCAGAUUAUCUUCCUUAGCUCAAGUUCUGAAUUUGAACAACAAGAGACUGCGGGUCGUACAAUUGCCGAGAUCUGCAGAAAGUUCGGGGAACGUAUACUUGGAGAAAUUAUGCCACUUCUCCGUUCCAAAGCCUCAUCAACUGAUCCCAAGUCACGUGAGGGUGUUUGUAUUGCGCUAUCCGAGAUCAUGGAAAGCACUACCGAUUCUCAGCGGGAAGACCACGAAGAAGGUAUCAUCGUCAUUGUGCGCGAGUGCCUUGUCGACGACGAGGGCGAUGUUCGCACGGCUGCCGCAAAAGCGUUCGAUGUUCUGCAAGAACAUAUCGGUGCCAAAGCGAUUGACGAGACCAUCCCAACAUUAUUAGAGGCAUUACGACAGCCUGGAAAAGGUUCAGGCACGGCUUUGCAAGCUCUGAGAGAGGUCAUGAGUGUUCGUGCAAGUACUGUGUUCCCAGUCCUCAUACCGACAUUGACCGCAAUCCCAAUGACUGUUUUCAAUGCUAGGGCAUUGGCGUCUCUAGUUACUGUGGCUGGGAACGCAUUAAGCAAACGGCUUACUACUAUCCUUAAUGCCAUUGUAAAAGUACUUGAAGGAUCUCCUACUCCUGAUGACGAGCUGAGAGAAGCUGUAGAUGAAGCACUUCGGGCAUUGUUAGAAUCUGUCAGUGAUACGGAAGGAUUGAAUACGCUGAUGCUCCUGUUAUUGGGCUGGGUCAAACAUGAUUCGCCUCGAAGACGUGUAAACGCGCUCCAAUUCUUCGCGAUCUUCUGUGAAGUCACCGAACUCGACACUUCCAUAUAUCACGUAGACUGGAUACGUCAACUUAUCCCGUCGAUGGAGGACAGAGAAGUCGAAGUACACACUGCUGCUCAACACUCUUUGGAUGUAUACGUGAAGUCAAUACCGAAGGAUGAGCUUGAACCACUUGUAGUUCCGCUUCACCGGAAUCUCGAGUCUGCUGGAGCUCCUGGGCAUGACGUUCCUGGGUUCAGUCUUACCAAGGGAAUCGCCCCAAUGGUGCCAAUCAUCAUCGCCGGUUUGACAACAGGUAGUAACGACCAGCGAGAAGCAGCGGCUUAUGCCAUUGGCGAUCUCGUAGAACGUACUGCACCCGAAGCGUUUAAGCCAUUCGUCGUACCUUUUACUGGUCCAUUAAUCCGUGUUGCGACCCAGGCAACAUCCUAUCCUCCAGCAGUAAAGACAGCCAUCCUCAGUGGCUUGACGAGUAUGCUCGAACGCAUCCCAUUGUUUGUAAAACCCUUCUUCCCGCAAUUACAACGAACAUUCGUGAAGAGUGCCAGUGAUCCUGCUUCAGUCGUAGUUAGAACAAAGGCAGGGAGGGCGUUAGGAGUUCUCAUGAAGAAUCAACCGAGAGUAGAUCCCGUUAUUACAGAGCUGAUCAGUGGUAUUCGCACAUCAGAGGAGGGAAUCGCAGGAAGCUUGGUACUAGCAUUGGCUAAUGUGAUUGAUGGUGCUGGUGAGAACGUUGGUGAAAAGGCCAGAGAGACUUGCGUGGAGAUCGUCAACGACGCUUUCAAGGAGUCACAUGAUGAGUCGUACGUUCAAUCGAUUUCUGCUCUGGUAGUCUCGUUAUCCAUAUGGUCUGAUCUGAUGCGACCUAUUGUUGAGACCUACCUCGUCAGUGGCACAGCAAAUUCGAUGAUCUGCUCUCGGGUGAUACUCGCGGUUCUCGAAAGCGCAUUGGAGGAUACUUCAAAGGGUCCGAAUUUGUUUGAAAAUCUUGGAAUGAUGAACACUAUAACGCGAAAAGUACACGAAAGUUGCGCGAGUGAAAGGCCAAAUAUCGCCAGACCAGCAAGGGAAGCGCGGGAGUUGAUAGGUUGACCUGUAAAGUUACAGUAUCGAAAAUGUACAUCAUUGUUUGAAUUCUGGACGCAUUCGUGGCCUGCAUUCACGCGCCGUUUUGCAUUACCUGAUCCAGAUAUAUAC
Messenger RNA from Lentinula edodes (shiitake mushroom), 7937 nucleotides. RefSeq names its product armadillo-type protein. Gene Ontology annotation, biological process: regulation of translation; cellular response to amino acid starvation. Bases 201 to 7832 code for a protein of 2543 amino acids. The transcript has 28 exons. NCBI's taxonomy places the organism in Eukaryota, Fungi, Basidiomycota, Agaricomycetes, Agaricales, Omphalotaceae. Gene Ontology annotation, molecular function: protein kinase regulator activity. The record is from RefSeq and is a predicted model, not a curated record. Gene Ontology annotation, cellular component: cytosol.